UAAACCAAGAUUCUGUUCUCGUGAGAACCCGAUGACAGUUCAGGAGCUCGUUCUCGCGGGAUUUUCUGAGUCAGGGCUGGAAGUUGCGGUGGGCGGUAAAGAGAGGCCCAAGUCUGAGAGGGAGGAUUAGGGUUCGACCUGCCUACCUGCUGUACUCUCUCGGCGGUGGACCCUGAAACGACUAGGUGAGCGCCGCCUUGUCAACCUUCCAGCGUCUUCCGGCUCUGCUGCUGCCUCGGAUGCCGCCAUCCCUUUUCCCUGGACCCCGCCGCAAACUGCACCUUCUCUCCCUGUGGCUCGAGCUCUAGGAGGGCGAUGUACGGAGGACGGCGGAAGGUGGUGGUGGCCGCGGUUAGGCCGUCUGCUCGCCUCCUCUUUGCGGUCCUCCGCGAUUUGUCUGGUGUCAAAAUUACCCAGGCUGCCAGGCCCGUCCCCCUUGCCAGAUGGAUCUCUCUGCCCCGAAGCCUCGCGCAGAAACCGCCGGCAAAGACAUAUGGCAUCCAGGAGAAAGAUGUCUUGUCCCUUCUCCAGAAAAUGAAAAACUUUGUGAAGCAAGCAUAAAAUCUAUCGUAGUAGAUGAAAAUGGGAAGUCAUUUGCAAUUGUCUUAUAUUCAGAUUUUCAAGAAAAGAAAGUACCUCUGAAAAAACUUCAAGAAGUAAAAUCUGUCAAAGAUUGCUCCCGGAAUUACAUAUUUGAUGAUGAAGAUUUAGAAAAACCUUAUUUCCCAGACCGAAAAUUUCCAUCAGCUGCUAUUGCAUUUCCAUUAUCUAAAGAUGGAGAGUCUAUUCCUUAUACUAUUAAUAGGUAUUUGAGAGACUAUCAAAGAGAAGGAGCCCAGUUUCUUUAUGGACACUUCAUCCAAGGAAGAGGGUGUAUUCUUGGUGAUGACAUGGGACUUGGAAAAACAGUACAGGUUAUUUCAUUUUUGGCUGCAGUUUUGCAUAAAAGGGGAACUCGUGAGGAUAUUGAAAAUAACAUGCCAGAAUUUUUACUAAGAAGUCUGAAAAAGGAGCCCCCUCUUUCUAUAUCAAAAAAGAUGUUCUUAAUAGUUGCUCCUCUUUCUGUCCUCUACAACUGGAGAGAUGAAUUGGACACCUGGGGAUAUUUCAGAGUCACUAUUUUACAUGGUAACAAAAAAGAUAAUGAACUGAUUCGUGUAAAGCAGAGGAAAUGUGAAGUUGCUCUAACAACUUAUGAAACACUGCGCUUAUGUCUGGAUGACCUUAACAGUUUGGAAUGGUCAGCUGUCAUUGUGGACGAAGCUCAUAGAAUCAAGAAUCCAAAGGCUAGAGUAACAGAAGUUAUGAAAGCUUUAAAAUGUAAUGUUCGCAUUGGCCUCACUGGAACCAUUCUUCAGAAUAACAUGAAAGAACUGUGGUGUGUUAUGGACUGGGCUGUGCCAGGACUUUUAGGUAGCAGGAUCCACUUCAAGAAGCAGUUUUCUGACCCAGUAGAACAUGGUCAGAGACACACAGCAACAAAAAGAGAACUAGCUACUGGCCGAAAAGCUAUGCAAAAGCUUGCAAAGAAGAUGUCUGGAUGGUUUCUCAGGCGUACCAAGACACUAAUCAAGGAUCAGUUGCCUAAGAAGGAAGACCGGAUAGUGUAUUGUUCUCUGACAGAUUUUCAGAAAGCUGUCUAUCAAACAGUAUUAGAAACAGAAGAUGUGAUUUUGAUACUUCAAUCUUCUGAGCCUUGUACCUGCAGUAGUGGCCGAAAAAGGAGAAAUUGUUGUUAUAAGACCAAUUCACGUGGUGAAACAGUGAAAACCUUGUAUUUCAGUUACCUUGCAGUUCUUCAGAAGGUAGCUAACCACGUCGCGCUACUGCAAGCUGCUAGUACCUCCAAACAACAGGAAACGAUUAUCAAAAGGAUAUGUGAUCAGGUAUUUUCCAGAUUCCCAGAUUAUGUGCAGAAAAGCAAAGAUGCAGCCUUUCAAACACUUUCUGACCCAAAAUACAGUGGAAAAAUGAAGGUCCUUGAGCAGCUUUUAAAUCAUUGCAGGAAAAACAAUGAUAAAGUUCUUCUUUUCUCCUUUUCUACCAAGUUGCUCGAUGUGCUGCAGCAGUACUGUAUGGCGUCUGGGCUUGAUUACCGACGUCUUGAUGGAAGUACAAAAUCAGAGGAAAGAAUCAAGAUUGUGAAAGAAUUCAAUAGUACACAAGAUGUUAACAUUUGCCUUGUCUCUACAAUGGCUGGUGGGCUAGGCCUCAAUUUUGUUGGUGCCAAUGUUGUUGUAUUGUUUGAUCCUACUUGGAAUCCAGCCAAUGAUCUUCAAGCCAUUGACAGAGCAUAUAGGAUUGGGCAGUGCAGGGAUGUCAAAGUGUUUAGGCUGAUAUCCUUGGGAACUGUGGAGGAGAUCAUGUAUUUACGACAAGUAUAUAAGCAGCAACUUCACUGUGUGGUGGUUGGAAGUGAAAAUGCCAAGCGGUAUUUUGAAGCAGUUCAAGGAUCAAAAGAGCAUCGAGGAGAGCUUUUUGGGGUCUAUAAUCUCUUCAAACUAAGAUCCCAAGGGUCUUGUCUUACGAGGGACAUCCUGGAGAGAGAAGGCCAAGUGGAAGCAGGGAUCAUGACAGCCACAACAUGGUUGAAAAAGGAACCUCCAGGACACAAACUAGAAACACCUAGAGAGCCUGACUGUCAAGAACACAGAGGUCCAGAACAACCUGCAGAACCUCUGGCAAAAGAAGUAUGUGAUCUCUGCAAUGAUUUUAGUGAUGAUGAAGCAGUGGAAAAUUCAAGAAUAAAGACUGCUAAAAACAAAGCAUCUGACUCAAGUAAAGCUUCAAGUUCUCUUGGACAGCUCACCUUACUCCAGUGUGGUUUCUCGAAAUUGCUUGAGACAAAAUGUAAAUCAGUUGAAGAUAGUGAUGAAAAUAUUACAUCUGAAGAUAAAAGUUCUGAUGAACAGCCCACCUGCCUUUCAACAGAAAACAAGGAUGCUGGUUGUCAGAAAAGUCAAGACUCUCUUGGUACUUCAAAACAUCAAACAUUAUCUAACAUUCUAAAUCCAAAUGAAAAAUGUAUUUUUGAUAAAAGUGAGAAGAUUUUAGAAGAGAAUGUUUCUUCUGCGUCUGAUGAUGAGAACAUUUUUAAAAAUACAGCUGACCACCAUUGCAUUUUACAGAAUGUCACAGAAUCGGAAGAUAGUGAUGUCAUCUUUCCCACACAAUAUACAACUCAGAAAUUCCCUGAGAAUAGUGUAAGGUUUAAGCCACCCAUGGAUGGAUCUAUAGAUUCUGAAACAGAAAACCCUGUAAAAAUAAGAAAUAAUGGUGAUGAUAGAAAGACCGAUGUCAGAGGAAAUGGACUAAUUUCAAAACAAUUAAAUCCUGAGAACAUGACCUCGAAAUCUGUUAUGAAAAGAAAAGGCAGUAGUGAUAUUAGUGAUGAGUCAGAUGACAUUGAAAUAUCCUCCAAGUCAAGAGUAAGAAAACAAAGAGCUACUAGUUCUUUGAGGUUUAAGAGAGAAAAAACAAUGAAGAAAGCAAACCAACUAUAUCCAACAGAUGAAGAUUGUAACUCUCAGACUAUUAAUGAAUUUUCAUCCUCAGAUGAUGAUUUUUCUGUUAGCCGUAUCAGUUUCUCUAAACAGAGACAUAGACCAAAAACUGUAAAAGAGAGAAUCGGUUUAUCUUCAAAAUUUCCUAACCAUAAGAAAAAUAGCACUGUCGUACCAAGAAAACCAGUGAAAUUUUCAAAUGAGAGUAUUGUCCAUCAAGAGCAGAUGUAUGAAUCAAUGGAUAAAUUUUUAGAUGGUGUUCGAGAAGUGGCUUACAUUCACUCAAACCAGAAUGUGAUUGGAUCAAGCAAAGCCGAAAAUCACAUGAGCCGAUGGGCUGCACGUGAUGUAUUUGAAUUGAAGCAAUUUUCCCAGCUUCCUGCUAACAUAGCUGUUUGUAUUUCUAAGACAAAUAAAGAAAAAAUGAAGGCAGAUACAUUGACACAUACAAAGAAAGGACAACAAUCAAGUGAAGGAGGCAUUUCAUGUCCCCUUUACAUUUCACACCCUGUGAGCCAGAAGAAGAAAAAAGUCUACCACACAGACCAGACAACCUUUAUACUUGGAGAAACACCAAAAGGGAUCCGCAGAAAACAAUUUGAAGAAAUGGCUAUUUAUUUCAAUUUGUCUUCUGUAAAAGAAUUUGCUAAACAUAUAACUAAUGCCACAUCAGAAGAACGACAGAAAAUGCUAAAAGACUUUUAUGCUUCUCAAUAUCCAGAAGUAAAGGAAUUUUUCGUGGAUUCUGCUACAGAAUUCAAUAAACCUGCCUACAAGGAAAGAAAGAGAGUCAGGAAUAAGUCUGAAAAGAGAGAGUCUUUUAUAAAAGAAAGGCUGCCAGAUUCUGAAACUUUGUCAUUUAAAGAUUCUACCAAAAAAACUCCUCAAAUUUGCAGCCCAAAAAUAUACAGGAAAAAAUCAAUUAAGUCUCAAAAUCAUGGUUUCCAUAGAGAAGAGGUAUUUUCUAAUGCUGUAGUAACUAAGAAAUUACCAAUAAGCUCUACCCAAGAGGCUGACAAUGGGAAAAACAGCCAAGUAUCCAAAGAUACUAUAGCAUCCAGUUCCCUAAACAGUAAGUCUGAAGCAUAUGAGAGAACGUUAGAAAAUACCAUGAAAGACCAGCAGGACCUCACAAGAACGGGCACUUCAAGAAAUGGAUCCCUUUUCAAAGUGGAAAACAAAAAGAUAGAAAAUCCAGCAUUAGAAAAUGCUUCUGUGGUAGGCUUACUUGGUGACACCUCUAUUCUCGAUGACCUCUUUAAAAGUCACGGGAAUAGUCCCACACAACUGCCAAAGAAAGUUCUUUCAGGGCCCAUGGAAAAAGCAAAACAGAGACCAAAAGAUUUCUGGGACAUCUUGAAUGAGCAGAAUGACGACAUUCUUAGUAAACUCACCAACUUGGCAGUGAUAGAGACUCUAUGUGAAAAAGUGCCCCCUGCUGCAUCCUCCAAAAGGAAAGAGGAACUGGAAACUUCUCUUUGGAAAUCAAAUGAGAACUUUUUGUGGAAAAAAUUUAAUUCAAGUGAUACAGAUGAAAACAUAGCUAAUACAUAAGACUGAUACAUAAAUGUGCAAAUGAACUACUGUACCAAUGAACUUCUACCAUCAAUAUUUAUAACACUGUAUUCCACACUAAUUAUGGUAACUUGAACACACUUGUCAACAAAUAUUUUUAUUAAACUCUUGCUCUAGGGUUAUUAUUUUAAGUCUAAAAUGUUAUCAUGUAUUUAUUCUCCUUGAUAUCUUAAUUGAUCUUUUUAAAAAGUGAUUUUAUUGUAGUAUAAACCUUUGUUAUGGAAUGGAAAAGAUUCUAUAUUAGGAGACCUGGACAUCUGUCUUACUGAGUAAUUAUGUGACCUCAGAUAAGUCACUUACCCUGGUGUACAGCUGUUUCCUAAUAUGGAAGAUGAAGGGUUUGAACUUGAUCAACGUGAGUAUCCUAUUUUAAAAAGCUUUGGUUCACUCUUCUGGAUUCCAUUAAAUCAUAGGCCAGAUUAUAUUCACCCUCCAAAUCAGGUGUACAUUGAUGUGCUUCUUACAAACAUUUGGGAAAUUUUAACUCUUCUUUUUCCCUCAAUAUCGUGUACUACUACUAUUAAAUUAUUUUAGAUGACAGUAAUUACUAGAACUGAAUAUAUAGUAUUAAAAUAGUAAGUUUAUAACUGCUUAAAAUCAAAGGGUAAAUGUCGUAUAACUACCACAUGAGAUAUGAUGCUGAAGUAAUAUAAUUACUACUUCUACCACAGAACGCCAGUGUCUCAGCUUUUUAUACAACUGUCAUGUUUUGAUCAAUACAGGUAAAGCUUUUAUAGUACUUUUGUAUUUCUUAAGUAUAAAGAAAUGAUUAAAUAGUUCAUUUUAUUUGAUACUUAUAUUUUGUUGAAUUUAUAUGGUUUAUAACCAAUGGAAUAUGUUCAUUGUUGAAUUCAUCUAUUUGGAAAUAUUCACUCAGCCUCUGUGUAUACUAUGCUAGGAGCUUGAGAUGUCCAGGUGUGGCACUGCUACAGAUAAAAGAAAGGAAACCCUAUCUGUAAAGAGUCACGUCUGUAGCCCCUGGCCUCAUGCCUGGCACAUGGUAGCAGGCACCUGCGGCUUCUCCUGACCCACAUUCGGAUGUUGCUGUAGAAACUUUCACUCAGUUGAGCUCAUGGGGCUAUGACAGGAGGAAGUGUCCAGUAGUUAGCUGUGAACCAGGAAAUGGUGGUGCUCAGAGAUCAUUGUUAUUGUGUUGAGGAGAGAGGGACUUCAUAGGACUCAGGAUGAGGAGCCGUUGCCCAGAAAUGAAAAAAAAAAAAAGAAGAAAGAAAUCUUUUUUCAAGGGACUGAAUGGCCAAGUAUGUUUUUCACUAGGGCAAUACUGAGGGCUAUGAAAUAUACUUUAUAUCAUGACCCAGUAUGUUUAUGAAAUAAUAUGUACUCUUAAGGCAUGCAACACGCUUUGAUAUUUUAUCUUCUAUUAUACUUUUGACUCUUGUGCGUGUAUAUUUUUUAAUGUUCUCACAACUCACUAAAUUGAUUUCAUAACUCACUAAUGAUUGGGAACCACAGUUUCAAAAUCACUGUUUUAAGUUAUAUAGAGUUUUUCUUUUCUUUCUUUCUUUUUUUUUUUUUUUUUUUGCUACAUAAAGCCAAGUUAUGUCCAGACUUAUCAGAUGCUACAUUUCACCACUGAAGUGCUUGCUACAAAAUGAAUGUGUUGUGCAGUAUGUGGUAGCCUUGACAUAUAAACGUUGUUAGCCCGCUGUGUAACCAGCUGUUCAGGGAACUUGGAUAAGCACAGAGAUACCUCUUCAUCUUUGUUUAUAUACCAGACAACAGAGUUCAGACAUUUUAAUAAAAGCGUAUCUUUCAUAAAAAUAAAAUACCUUUUGAAUUUUUUACAUAGACAUGACCUUAGAAUCAUCAAAUAUUCAUACAAAUAUUAACUCUAUACUCUUCAUCUAUAAUGAAGUACUAGUAAAGAGAUUUUUAUCAGUGAUAGUCAAAAUGGGAGCAAAAAGUACAGACUUGGAGUUUAAAAUUACUUUCCAGCAGUUGUCAGUGAAACGUUUGUCAUUAUUAUCAUGCAGGAACAGUGUGCCAAGCAGAGUACAGGGUCCAGUAUGAAAGGGAGCCAGUCAGUAAGGGUUGACUUUCUCUGCAGUGAAGUACUGGAAAGAUUUGGUUCAGCCAUUGAUGAAUCUGGGAACAGACACUCUGAAGAGUGGACAGAGACAGUAAGAAACCUUCCACCCCACUCCAAUAGUGUUGUGCCACCAAGUUCUGCCAACGAAAUAGGUGGUCUCCGGCAAAUUCCAGGGCUUCUUUCAGCCCCAGUUUCCCCUUUGCAUUUAAAAUGGACUGGAUCAGUGGUCUUCAAGCACUUUUUUUUUUUUUUAAAGCAAUUGAACUCUAAUUGGGAAGCUCAAUUAUUUAAAGCAAUUAAAAUGGAGGUCUAUUGGUUCAAGCAGUAGUGCUAUGGCUCCAUGGAGCACGAGUUUGAAAAUCCUCAGCGAUGAGAUUAUUACUUAAAAAAAACUUCCACAUUCAAGUUUUAUGAGUGUUUUUGACAUAAUCUGUCUUUUUAAAUUCUCUUUAAAGCAAUGAUACAGUUCCUGGCUGCUAGCACUCAACACAGUUAUUAAUAUCGGAAACUGAGGCAAGAUAUUGAGAGACGUUUGCACUUGAAUUCCUCAGGGUUCCCUAAAUCCCCGAAACUGUUUCUUAGAGUACAUUAACAACAUCUGCAAGUGGUAUGGAUGUCCCUAAGGGUUCAAGGCAAAGAAGUCUUAGCUUGCAGAGAUUAGUUGGUGAUAAACUUAUCAGUCCACAGAAAAUGAGAAAGCUAAGGGCAAUGUAAGGUUGUUUUCAAAGUUCAAUGUGUGCAGUUUUUAAAUUCUGAAGUUAUCCUUCCUUUCUGAUAUUAAAAUAGCCCUCUUUUAAUAAAAUGAUAAUAGAU
Messenger RNA from Pteropus alecto (black flying fox), 7941 nucleotides. RefSeq names its product ERCC excision repair 6 like 2 (gene ERCC6L2). The transcript has 19 exons. Gene Ontology annotation, molecular function: ATP binding; ATP-dependent chromatin remodeler activity. NCBI's taxonomy places the organism in Eukaryota, Metazoa, Chordata, Mammalia, Chiroptera, Pteropodidae. The record is from RefSeq and is a predicted model, not a curated record. Bases 444 to 5057 code for a protein of 1537 amino acids.